Molecule: messenger RNA, 3227 nt
Organism: Marmota monax (woodchuck)
Lineage: Eukaryota; Metazoa; Chordata; Mammalia; Rodentia; Sciuridae
Product: natural cytotoxicity triggering receptor 1
Exons: 6
Coding region: 1415-2440 (341 amino acids)
Source: RefSeq, a predicted model, not a curated record
CCCACGGUUGUGUGUCAUGUGACAAUAACAAAACCAAGACACGAGAAGAGGAAGGCCACUCGUAAGCAGUGUAGGACCCCAGACCCCAUAGGUUCAGCCACAGCCGCAGAGGCCCUGGCCGCGCUGGGAAUCAGGGAGGACGGGACCCUCACCACACACAGAGCCGGGUGCGUGGGGAGCCGGGCAGCAGGGCGGAGCCCAGGUGCCGCUAGCCACCCAACCACAGGGCAGCCCAGGGACCAUCCACCCCGAUGUCACUGGAGCAGAGGGAGAGAAGCCCUGCCAGGUCGCAUAAGAUCCCAUAUCCUGGACGCACACUCUGCUCCUGUCCCUCAGGGCCCUUCACACCCACAGAUGGACUCCGCCUGGUCCUUGAAUGUGAGCCCUGCCUGGCUUCCUGCUCCACCUUCCAGAAGCCAACCCUAGGGGGGUGACCCAGGCUGAGCACGCCGCCUCUUCAGGACCUGGUGGGCGAGGGCAGACACCUCUUCCACCUGGGGAGGGUCCUGUCCCCUGUGCUGGUCAUUGCCGUGGCCCAAAGGCGAUGGUGGCAGGAGACCCAGCACCUCAGGCCUGCACGCCCAGCUGCACGCUGCUCACGGUGUGAGUUAACACAGCGUUGGCCCAAAGAAGACAGAGCCAGUCUCGAGUUGCCCUCGUGGGGACAAAAGGCUCCUUAAACAGCAGAGACACAGGCUGUUGUCCCCACAGGCCAUGGGACACUCAGGAGGGGAACAGGGGAACCUGCCUUCCCUUCUCCCAGGCUGGCCAGCGCGGGAACCCCUGGGGACCCAGCAGCACCACGUCUGGGUCUGGGGAAGCUCCCUCCCUCUGCCCACAGAGAGCACCCAGGCCACCCUGAGCUUGGGCGGGGUGUGAAACUCCCUGACCCAUCCCCGACACCCCAGAGGUGGCUACGUCUAGGCAGCACCCUCAUGUGCCUGUCACUCACCCAAAACCGCUGCACGGACUUUCCCAUGGUCUGGGUUGGAGCCGUUCUGCGUUUGACCGGACCGUGGUCCAUGACCACGUGCACUGACCGGAGCUGCUGGAGUGGAGCGCCCCGUGAGCAUUCCCCUGUAAGGAAGAGGGUGGUAAAUUAGACAAAGGGCACAGGCUGGAGAAAGGGGCGUCUCCCAGGACACGUGGGGUGGAACCCAAGGGCAGAACACCUCACUUUCAAAAUUGUCUAGACACUGUGGGGAAGAAAAUAGAGAAAAAGAAAACCAGGCCCAGGCCCAGAGGGGGAGGAAGAGCUGUGAACAUCUGGUCAAACCUUGGUGUGGAAGUCCCGGGGCACGGGCGCCGGCCACACCUACCACAUCCUGUGCCUGUCCCUGGACUGCCGGCUCAGUCCCCAUCCGGCUGCCCAGUCCCCGUCUGGCUGCCCCGCAUCGGCCUGCAGCAUCGUGCCAUGCCACCCACACCGGUGGCCCUGCUGUGCCUCGGUGAGUCUCUGGUGGAAGGGCCCCGGGCCAGGUGUGGUGGGCACUGUCCUCAUACUGCCUGCGUUCCAGGGCUGCACCUGAGCCUGAGGACCAGCAUCCAGAGUGAGGGCCUCCCGAGACCCGUCAUCCAAGCCAGGCCCAGCUUCAUGGUUCCAAAGGGACAGUCGGUGACCCUGUGGUGCUGGGGCACCCGGGAGGCUGAGGAGUACCGGCUGCAUUUUGAGGGAGGGGUUGCUGCCCUGAAGAGACCAAGACCACCUGGACUCGUGGACAAAGUCAAGUUCUUCAUCCCCACCAUGGCCUCCAGCACAGCAGGGCAAUACCACUGCUUCUACCGCAGAGGGGAGCUCUGGUCCGAGCCCAGCAGCUCCCUGGACCUGGUGGUGACAGGAAUGUAUGACACACCCACCCUCUCUGUUCAUCCCGGACCUGAGGUGGCCCUGGGGGACAGCGUGACCUUCUUUUGCCACCUAGCGACAGCAACCAGCACUUUCUUUCUGCUCAAAGAAGGGAGGUCCAGCAGCACACAGCGUAGCCUCGGGAGCACACAGGCAGAGUUCCCUGUGGGCCCGGUGACCGUGGCCCACCAGGGGACCUACAGAUGCUUUGGCUCCUACAACAACCACGCGUGGUCCUUCCCCAGCAAUCCGGUGAUGCUCCUGGUGACAGGAGGUGCGGGGAACAGCAGUCUUGCACCCACAGACCCGGCGGAUUCCCCGGAUUCCUGUGACCCCUACCUGGUGACCACAGAGUCGGGGUCCCAGAAAGACCCCACCCGCUGGGACCACACAGCCCAGAACCUCCUCCGGAUGGGCCUGGCGUUCCUGGUGCUGGUGGCUCUGGCGUGGCUCCUGGCUGAAGACUGGCUGGGCAGGAGGAGGGCUGCAGCUGGGAAGGCCGGAGGCCGAGAACGCAGAGCUCCUGGAAGAGGGGCCGAGGGACACUGCCCACAGGUGGCACUGAAGCUGGCUCCUCGGCCUCAAGCCAUGUGAGCUCUGCCUGACCCCUAGAGGACAGGUCAUGGCGGGAAUUGGGCACCAAGGAGGUGACUGCACAGGGUUUGGCAAGGCAUCCCAGGGGAGGCAGGCAGUGGGGCGGAGACGCUGGACGCCCCCCUAGACCACCCGGAGCUCUCCGCAGGCAGAUGUUCAGGCACCUCGAGAGGACCCAGGGAAUUUUUAAAUCUGAGUUUUCUGUGGAAUAUCAGGAGAUGUCAAGUCCGGGCUGACAGACAGCCCAGCCGGAGCUCCGGCGUCACAUUACCCCCGGUGGCCACGAUGCUAUUCUCUGUACCAUGGAGAUGGGGCUGGGACCCGCUCUCUUCACUCCUAGGUCCCCAUUCUGAACCUCCGCUCCUCCAUCCCUGUUGACCAGGUGUCCUAAGGUCCAAGAAUUUCUAAAUUCUUAUCAAACUGCAGUCUCCCCACACCAACUUCAUCCCGAGCUGAGAGGGACUUGUUGGAGUGAGUUUGUGAGAAUCGGAUGUUUCAUAUCCUAAUUUACGGCAGGGAGAGACUCUUGGGAAAAUAAGGUACAAGUUUUAUGUCCCGAGGCUUACAUGUGGGCCCUGACCACCAAGGCCUGUGUCCCCUCCAGUCCCACCAAAAUCUCUCCCCAAACCUCACAGGGUGAGCCCAAUUGCCACAGUUGCGUGACGCAUUUUGAAAUCCUGAACAUAUUCUAUAUCCCAGCAGAAAAUGAAGGGUGAGGAGGAAGAGCACCAAAAACCUCUGUUGCCAAGCUAGAUAAUAUUCAAUAAAAUUAAAUUAAAAUUCAAAA